Messenger RNA from Bubalus bubalis (water buffalo), 1409 nucleotides. It is a transcript of the gene GSTZ1, whose product is annotated as glutathione S-transferase zeta 1. Gene Ontology annotation, cellular component: mitochondrion; cytoplasm. Gene Ontology annotation, biological process: glutathione metabolic process; L-phenylalanine catabolic process. Gene Ontology annotation, molecular function: glutathione transferase activity; maleylacetoacetate isomerase activity. The transcript has 9 exons. Bases 393 to 998 code for a protein of 201 amino acids. The record is from RefSeq and is a predicted model, not a curated record. NCBI's taxonomy places the organism in Eukaryota, Metazoa, Chordata, Mammalia, Artiodactyla, Bovidae.
UGCCACUGUCGGAAGGUAUUAAGCUAUCAUUUUAGGGCAACCCUUCGUUUCACAGAUGAGGGAGCUGAAGACUAGAGAAGGCAGAGCUAGUUCCUGCCCUGGGACCAGACCCCAGGUAUGCCAGCUCCCAGCCCACUGCACCACGUGAACUACUACCUCAAAACUACACCUCCUGUCUGCCCAGGACACCAGACCCGGCUCCACCAGAAGCAGAAAAGGCUUCCCACAAGUUCAAGAGGCCUUCUGACCAGACUCAAAGUUCCCCUGAUGCCUGUUUAGCCCAGCUUCCCAUUGGCUGGUAGUAGGAUCCACCCCCUUUAGAGUUACUCCCCCUGCCCUGCAGCUCUAUGAGAGUGGAUGUUCCCUGAGAGGCCAGGGGUCACCACAGCAGCAUGGCUGAAUCGAGCAAGCCCAUCCUGUAUUCCUAUUUCCGAAGCUCCUGCUCAUGGAGAGUUCGAAUCGCUCUGGCCUUGAAAAACAUCGACUAUGAGACAGUAGCCGUCAACCUCACAAAGGAUGGGGGCCAGCAGUUCUCUGAAGAAUUCCAGGCCCUGAAUCCCAUGAAGCAGGUGCCAGCCCUGAAGAUUGAUGGAAUCACCAUCGGCCAGUCCCUGGCCAUCAUCGAGUAUCUGGAGGAGACCCGGCCCACGCCGCGACUCCUGCCUCGGGACCCAAAGAAGAGGGCGCAGAACCUGUCUGUCCUGAAGCAGGUGGGACAGGAGAACCAGCUGACCUGGGCCCAGCAGGCCAUCACUUCUGGCUUUAAUGCUCUGGAGCAGAUCCUGCAGAGCACGGCAGGGAGGUACUGUGUGGGGGAUGAGGUGUCCAUGGCUGACCUGUGCUUAGCACCGCAGGUGGCAAAUGCUGACAGGUUCAAGGUGGACCUCACUCCCUACCCUACCAUCAGCCGCAUCAACAAGUCACUGCUGGCCUUGGAGGCCUUCCACGUGUCUCACCCCUGUCGGCAGCCAGAUACACCCCCUGAGCUGAGGGCCUAGCUCUCAAACUGCGCCCCACUGGUGCUGGAGCGGGAGGCAGGGAGGGGUGCAGGGGAGACACGGCCUGGGCUGAACUUGCCUGGAAAUGAGCGAGGCCCGACUACAGAGAAGAAGAAGACCUGAACCCUCGAGCUGGCUCUGCCUUCCCACCGGACCGGUCUCUGCCUCGCCCCUUCGUUCGGCACCCAUGGGCAGGGUGGGGUGGGAAGAUGCGGGAGUGGGUAAGGCAGGAGGUUACCUGGUGUCUGGGUCCCAGGCAGUCAGGAGGAUGCAGUGAAUGUAGGCUGAAAUGUCUGGCCAGUUUACCGGAGCCAUGAGGAAGUCUGCGUGCAUCUUCCCAUCUCCUCGACUGUUAACUGACUUCCGAGACAGCCCACCCUGGAAUCUGAUCAUUAAACUAAAGCCCAGGUG